AUGAUACGACAUAAUAGUAUAAGUUUAGUAAAAUUCCUAACAAAAGAUAAAAAAAUAUAUUUAUCACUUUUUGAAAGUAAGAGAUAUGUUUCCUAUGAUACCUUAGCAGGUAUCCCCUGGAUGGGGCAUAGUCGAAUUACAAAUAUUUUUGAGAGAGUUUCAAAUGAAGGACCAUUUGAUAAAAUAACAUGGGAAAGACUUAGUGAGAGAGCUGAUAAAAUUUCUAAUAGUUUUAAUUCAAAAGAAAUUGGAAGAAUACUUUAUUCCUAUUCGAAAGUAAAAUAUAGAGAUAUAAAAAUAAUUUACAAAUUUAUAGAAAAAAUAAAAUAUAAAGAAAUAAAUAAAACAGAUUUAUUAUCUUUUGCACACAUAUGCCAAGCUUUAAAUAAUUUAAAUUAUUUUGAUAAUCAAUUUUUUGAAAUUGCAUUAUCUCGUAUAUUAAAAAUUAAAAUUGAUAAUAAUUCUUUUCCAAUCAUUAUUAUUUUAAAUGCAUAUGCAAAGCAUUGUAACAACCAAACAUAUCGCUAUAUGAGUUUAAAGUUGUUAAUAUAUUUUAUACAAAAUUUUGGAAACUACAAAGAUACAUGUUCGUCUCAAGGCUUAGUAAUGUUACUAAAUUCACUAUCUCAAAUAAUUAAGCCGUCUCCAGAUUUUUUAAAAACUGAAGAUCCAAAUUUAAACAAAAUAAUCAUAUCAAACAAUAAUAAAAGCUAUUUAUCAGAACAAAGUUUACAUUUCAAAAGGUCAGGAAAAAUAACAAACAUUAUACAUGAUGAUUAUAUAGCAGUACCAAGUGAUACGAAUAAAAAUUUGAGUGCGCCAAAGAUCGGUGAAGAAAAGGAUGAAGAAUCAGAAAGUAGUUCCCCCAAUAACCAUACAUCUACUAAUAUAAAUAUUGUUGAAAAAGAUUCUAUGGAAAGUGAGGAUACUAAUUGCAUGAACAAUACAGAAAACAAUCCUGAGAUUUAUGAAAGUGGACAUACGCAAAAUGAAAUAGACAAAUGUUACGAUGGCAUAAUAGAAAAUAGUGAAAAUAAAGAAAUUAUAAAACAAUUUUUUGAUGUGCUAUUAUUAGAAAUAAGUAAAAAAAUAGAAAGUAUGAAUCCACAAUCUUUAUCAUUGAUAAUUAAUUCAUGUUGUAGAAUUCCUUUUCAUGUAUCUACUGAAUUUUUAAAAAUAAUUUGUGAACAAAUAGAUAAAAAUAUAAAUUUCUUAACAAUUCGGCAAUUAUCACUGAUAAUUAAUGGGUAUAUGAAAUUAAAAAUAAAAAAUAUAGAUUAUAUUUUAAACAUAUUUAAAGAGAUUGAAAAAAAAAUACUUUCAUGUGAUGAUCACCAACUUAGUUUUAUAUUAAGUGGGAUAUCAAAGUUUAGCGAAGAUAAUAUUAAUUUUUGUAAUGACAAUAAAAAUUUAAUGAACAAAAUAAAUUCUAAAAUUAUUUUGACCAUAAGAAAAAUGAACAUAUCAACUUUGUGUAAUAUAAUGUAUUGCUAUGCUAAACUAAAUAUUUAUAAUGAGGAUAUAUUUAAUGCAUUUCAAAUUUAUUUAAAAAAUUUAUUAGACAAUGCAAAUAUGCACCAUCUAUCGCUUUCUGCAUAUGUGUUUGGAAAAUAUAAAAAAAAAGCUAGUUUAACUGAAUUAAUAUUAAAAAAAAGCGAAGAAAUAUUGCUAAAAAAAAUUGAAAAUAAAAACAAGACUAAUCCAAUGAAUGUAGAAAAUGGUUUUCUUAUCAAUGAUAUGAAAGAUGCGCUAAUUUUAAUAAAUAGUUUUAGUGAAUUGAAUAUAAAAUCGGAUAUAUUAGGAUCCUAUUUAUGUGGAAUUAUACAUAUAAACCAAAAAAAAAUAAAUUUAUUUAAUGAAAAUUAUGAACAUGGUCAGAAUAUAAUUUCAAAAAAAAUGCACACACUUAAGCAUAACAUCUCAUUUUUAAAUGAACAUGUUCAGGAUAAAAUUUUAAAAAAAAAUAUUUAUUUAUCCCAAAAAACGCUAGCUCUGUAUGCAGAUUGGAUUUGUUCUACAAAAAAUAAUGACUGA
Messenger RNA from Plasmodium vinckei vinckei, 2034 nucleotides. RefSeq names its product conserved Plasmodium protein, unknown function. Bases 1 to 2034 code for a protein of 677 amino acids. The record is from RefSeq and is a predicted model, not a curated record. The transcript has a single exon. NCBI's taxonomy places the organism in Eukaryota, Apicomplexa, Aconoidasida, Haemosporida, Plasmodiidae.